CCCACCAUCUUACCAAAGCCCAUCACUGUCUGAGCAAACCCUAGAACUCUCUCUCUGCAACUCCAUUGCAUAAUUUAAUGGCGGAUUUUGAACCCUAAGUCGUUUUCUAAUUGUUGAACGCCUGAUAUUUGUUUCUGACAAUUUCAUCGGAAAACUCCCAUUUCACACCUUUUUCCGGCAGUAAUGAUCGCAUGCUCUUUUUCGGUUGUUAUUAGGGUUUAGUGCCUUUAAUUGUUGUUUUCAAGGCUUGCGAUCAGUGGAAUUGGGGUUUGGUCUGCGCUAACUCGCGCUUUAACUUAUUUCCUAUUUUCUUGAAGCGUUUUUACUGAGCUAUUUGCUGGUUCGAUCAGUUACAGUGUGAUUUAGUGGUUCAGUGUUUUGGAGUUUCUAGGGUUUUUAAUCCAUGCAAUGUAACUACUUUUGCUCAUUGUUUUGAGCUAUUUCUUCUGAAUUUCUACAGUGUGUGGUUACAGUUCUUGUACAAAUGUUGCCAACUUGAAAUAUAGGGCUAGUACUGCUCGAUGUUGGUAAUGGUGGUUCCAUGUCCAGUGUUUUCUGCUAAAUUUCCUCUAUUUUGUAUAUAGUUUCAGUGCUUAUCAGUAAAAGCACUGGUGCAAAGUAUUAAUACUGGUCGAUGAUGGUGAUGGCGGCCAGAUUUCUGGGAUUUCUUAGGGUUUUAGUGAUUCUAUGCUUCCUGGUACAUGGAAAUGGCGAAAUUUACAUAGUCACAGUCCAAGGGGAACCUGUUGUGACCUAUCAAGGAGGCAUUGAUGGGUUUUCUGCAACGGCCAUUGAUUCUUCUUCAGGAGUCAAGAUGGAUACAACCAGUGAACAUGUCGUAUCCUAUUCCCAACACCUUGAAAAACAACAUGACACUCUUCUAAACUCGCUUUUUGAGAAGGGAUCCUAUGAGAAGAUUUACAGCUAUCGUCAUCUUAUCAACGGCUUCUCUGUUCAUUUAUCACCAGCGCAGGCAGAAGCACUUAAUAAAGAUCCUAAAGUGAAACGGGUGGAGAAGGACUGGAAGGUCCAGAGGUUAACAACUCAUACACCACAGUUUUUGGGUCUCCCAACUGGAGUUUGGCCAACUGGGGGUGGUAGUGAGAGAGCUGGUGAAGAUGUUGUGAUCGGAUUGAUUGACUCGGGCAUAUAUCCAGAACACCCAAGCUUUGCGAGCUACAAUUCUCCGUCAUAUGGGCCUCUUCCAAGUUAUAGGGGAAAGUGUGAGAUUGAUCCGGCCACCAAGAGGGACUUUUGCAAUGGGAAGAUUGUUGGGGCCCAGCAUUUUGCGAAAGCCGCAAUUGCUGCUGGAUCAUUCAAUCCUGCAAUUGAUUUUGCAUCUCCUUUGGAUGGUGAUGGCCACGGAAGUCACACAGCAGCGAUCGCUGCCGGAAAUAAUGGGAUUCCUGUGAGAAUGCAUGGUUAUGAGUUUGGUAGAGCAAGUGGGAUGGCUCCUCGUGCUAGGAUUGCUGUAUACAAGGCCAUUUACAGACUUUUUGGCGGAUUUGUUGCAGAUGUGGUCGCCGCUAUUGAUCAGGCUGUUCAGGAUGGUGUGGACAUUCUUAAUCUCUCAGUUGGCCCAAACAAUCCACCAGCCACUACAAAGACAACAUUUCUGAACCCUUUUGAUCUGGCGCUUCUUGGGGCUGUAAAAGCUGGAGUCUUUGUUGCCCAGGCAGCUGGAAAUGGAGGUCCAUUCCCAAAAAGCAUGGUGUCUUUCAGUCCAUGGAUAACAUCAGUAGCUGCUGCAGUUGAUGAUCGCAGUUACAGAAAUCAUAUGACUCUCGGCAAUGGCAAACUGCUUCCAGGGAUUGGCCUGGCUCCUGCGACACACAGCAAUCAAACAUACAAACUUGUUGCAGCAAAUGAUGCCAUGUUGAACACUUCAGAUAUAUUAUUGAGCCCUUCAGAUUGUCAGAGAUCUGAAGAUUUGGACAAGAGUUUGGUGGAAGGAAAUAUCCUUGUUUGUGGGUAUUCAUUCAAUUUCAUAUUGGGAGGAGCAUCAAUUAGAAAAGUAUCACAAACUGCCAAGAAUCUGAGUGCUGCUGGUUUUGUUCUUGCGGUAGAGAAUGUCUCUCCAGGAACCAAAUUCGAUCCAGUUCCUGUUGGUAUGCCAGGAAUUCUCAUCACAGAUGUUACAAAAUCAAGGGACCUCAUAGAGUAUUACAACAGUACUACCAUAAGAGAUAAAUCUGGUCGAGUGACCAGUUUUAGAGGAACAGCUAUUAUAGCAGGUGGCUUGACUCCUGUUUUCCAUAAAUCGGCGCCCCAGGUUGCUAUUUUUUCUUCAAGGGGUCCGGAUGUGAAGGAUUUCAGCUUUCAGGAUGCUGAUGUUUUGAAACCGGACAUAUUGGCACCGGGUUCACUCAUUUGGGCAGCAUGGACCCCGAAUGGCACUGAUGAAGUGAACUACAUGGGGGAAGGGUUUGCAAUGAUAUCGGGAACUAGCAUGGCAGCACCUCAUAUUUCAGGCAUUGCUGCCCUGAUAAAGCAGAAGCAUCGCGAUUGGAGCCCUGCUGCCAUAAAGUCAGCCUUGAUGACCACGGCCACCACUGUUGAUCGUGCUGGCCGACCCCUUAGGGCCCAACAGUACACUGGCCUCCAGGUCCAAACCCUUGUUCCUGCCACUCCAUUUGACUAUGGAAGUGGAGCUGUACACCCAAGAGCUGCUCUUGAUCCUGGCCUUGUCUUUGAAUCAGCAUAUGAAGACCACAUAAAAUUCCUCUGUUCUGUGCCUGGGAUCAACCAGCAAGAGGUUAAGAACUUCACAGGCUCAAACUGCAACCCACAUAGCGGUUACCCAACUGAUCUGAACACGCCAUCCAUUGUCAUUUCAAACCUAGCAGGGACCCGAACUGUGGUUAGGAGUGUGAUGAAUGUAGCAGAAACAGAGAGUUACAGCACAACCACCUAUAUUGCUCCUGAAGCUUCACUGAUGGUGAGCCCUCCUGCAAUGACGCUCGAGGCUGGGGCAACCAGGAAUUUCACUGUGACUGUUAGUGUGAGAUCGGUGACAGGGACUUACUGCUUUGGUGAGGUUCUACUCAAAGGAGACAGGGGACACAUGGUGAGGAUCCCUGUUGCUGUUUUGGGUGUCAGUACUUAGGUUUGAAUGCUCUCUCUCUCUCUAACCCAAAAGCGCUGCUUUGGUGAGGUUCUACUUGAAAGAGAGAGGGGACACAGGGUGAGGAUCCCUGUUUUCAGUGUCCGUGACUCGGUCUCUCCCUCUCCAAUUCAAAAACAAAAUGCUCCCCAUCACCAACCAAAACAUUUCAUUCUCUUUCUCUCAGGACUUGACACUCAAAAUCACCUUGGCCGUUUACAGGCCUCUUCAUUAACCUUUAGCUCUUUCUCUCUCUCUCGCUCUCUCUCCGUUUUGUUUUACCAUAUGAGUUUUGUGAUUAUAUCAUGUAUUCUUUGUAAUCUGACGGAAUAAGCUAUGAGUGAUGUAAUUUAUAUAAAUAUUAGAGGGGGACUGUUGUGCGCUGCUUCAGGAGAGAACACAACCUGUUUCUUCUCAAUAAAGCUUUUUACUGUAAUUGUGUAUGGAAAUCAGAAUGCAAUACUACGACAAAUUUUGUCUUUCUGGAUUC
This is a messenger RNA of Amborella trichopoda, 3593 nucleotides long. Its product is annotated as PA-domain containing subtilase family protein. NCBI's taxonomy places the organism in Eukaryota, Viridiplantae, Streptophyta, Magnoliopsida, Amborellales, Amborellaceae. Gene Ontology annotation, biological process: proteolysis. Gene Ontology annotation, molecular function: serine-type endopeptidase activity. The record is from RefSeq and is a predicted model, not a curated record.